AUAACCCAUCCUUCCUAAGUGCAAGGUUUAUCUUUGUUUCGCGAAAGCUAAACUGGGAAGCAGUCCUUGUAGGGGCGAUCAUUCACCAAACCCAGUUGCGCACGACUUGGUGACAUCAGUGGGGACGAGAGAUCCUGAAAAAAUUACUCCUGGGAUUGUGUGACGACAGUGACCGGGAAGUAUAAAAGCAGAGCCGAAGAAGUUGUCAGCUCACAUACCUCCAGCAUCUGGCCUAAAGGGUCACCAAGAGCUCCGAGAAGCGGGAAGAAACCAUUAGCAGCGCUGCCAGCGGUGCCUCGGGGUAGGGACGAGGAGAAUUUGGAUACUUUUCAUUAGAGGGCGAAAGAAUAAAACCAUGAAGUCGGCAAGCCUUCUAGUCCUGGCAUCUUUUGUGAUCUGCAACUUGGCAGUGUGUGAUGGACAGGGUCUCCCUGCUGAGGAUGAGAUGGACCGAAGUACCACCAUAGACAACCUCAUGCUGCAGAGAGCACAGAACCUCCUCUUACGCUCUAUUCUCAAAAAGCUGCACGAUGGAGACGGUAGAAAUGAUGGGGUUUUCUCACAACCAGAAUGGCUGACAAAAAGACAGCAUCCCGGCAAGAGGUACUUCGAGGACCUGGAGAAGCGGCAGCAUCCGGGCAGAAGGGAGGUGAUCGACGACGAGCAGUUCUGGGAUAUGCAAAAGAGACAGCACCCCGGCAAGCGCGAAGAUGAAAUGCAUUCGUUCACGGAGUUCCAGAAGAGGCAGCAUCCAGGGAAGCGCUCCACCACGGGACAGAUUCCCGACAGCCCCAUCACGCUGCUCAGCGAACUUUCCAAGCGCCAGCACCCGGGCAAGCGCUAUCUGGUGCUGCACAGCAAGCGCCAGCAUCCCGGUAAGCGUCUUCUCGAAGAUGAGGACGGUGAAGCGGACUGGACUGAGGACGGAGAGGAAGAUAUGUCAGAGCUGGAGAAGCGUCAGCACCCAGGAAAACGCUUUUGGGAUAACUCCAGUCCGGAAUUAAGCACCAGCAGUCCGUGUGAUGUUUUGGACUCUGACAGCUGCAGUAAGACCAGCCUGCUGCUCGACUUUCUGGAAAACAUCAACAAAAGUCACGCCGAGGAGAAGAGACAACACCCGGGGAAAAGGUUUGCACCAGAGGAGGAGAUGGAGGAAGGAAAGUAGGGAAAGAAACAGCUGUUCUGCUUUGUUAUCAACCAAUAAACUAAGUGAUCAAUAUGAAAUAUGAAAAACUGAAAAUUAUUUUAAUUAUUUAACCUUUUGAGCCAUUUUUCUUUGGCACACAGUUUGUAACAUUAACGCAUAGCAUCGGUCUCAAAUUCUUCAUUGGAGCGCUUGUGCGUAAUUAUUCUCAAUAUCUUUAAACUUUGCUGUAAAUACAGAUUCAGGACGAGAGGAGAUGCUAAUCUAAAUCCAAUUAUUUCUUGAGUUAUGUUACGGUUUAUUAUUUUCAUUAGAAUAUUUAUGGCUAUAUAGUAGGAUUAUAAUUACUGGCUUCAGCAAUGUUGCCUCUGUGAGGCAGCAAGUCCUUGUUAGUGUGGCACAUGACAUACCUGAGUCCAGAACUAACAAAAACUGCCUCGCUUGCAUCAAAUAAAACUCUUGACUGAUUGAUUUGUGUUUUAUUUAUACUUAUGUAAAAUAUAAAGAAUUCUUCAGCAAA
This is a messenger RNA of Gambusia affinis (western mosquitofish), 1664 nucleotides long. RefSeq names its product thyrotropin-releasing hormone (gene trh). The record is from RefSeq and is a predicted model, not a curated record. Bases 356 to 1165 code for a protein of 269 amino acids. Gene Ontology annotation, molecular function: thyrotropin-releasing hormone activity. Gene Ontology annotation, cellular component: extracellular region. Gene Ontology annotation, biological process: hormone-mediated signaling pathway. The transcript has 3 exons. NCBI's taxonomy places the organism in Eukaryota, Metazoa, Chordata, Actinopteri, Cyprinodontiformes, Poeciliidae.